UGAAAUUAUGGCGCUCACUGGACCUUUGACCUGCCUCUAGGGUUUUUAAACUUUCCCUUUCCCUACUCUUCCUCUUUGAGCUCCCGACGGUUUCUCUCUCAACACCGAUCAUCUUCUUAGUUUCCUCUUCGUUUGUCCACAUCCAAUUCAUUGGCCCUUAUAAGUUUUUAGGGUUGCGAUCUCAGAAUUUCGACAAUGGCUGCAAAUCUCACUGGCGGGGCGAUAAUAACAAUGUGCAGAGACGAUUUCUCUUGCGAGGACCUGAAGCCUGUGCUUCAAGUAAUUGACCUGAAGUUGGUGCAGUCGCAGCAGCAUAACAACACGGAGAGGUAUAGGCUUGUGCUUUCAGACGGUUCCCAUUAUCAGCAAGGGAUGCUCGCUACUCAGAAGAACGAGUUGGUCCAUGCUGGGCGGUUGCAGAAGGGCUCUGUUGUUAAGUUGACUCAGUUUAUUUGUAAUGUUGUACAGAGUCGCAAGAUUAUUAUCAUCAUUGAGCUGGAUAUGGUACUUGACAGAUGUGAUCUGAUUGGAGAACCUGUUGCUGCGCCAAGAGCUGCACCUGCAUCAUCUUCCACUGAUCAGUCUGGAGCUAACACAGGAAAUCCUCAGUCUUUAACCAGUACUUCACCUGCAGGUGGCAACAUUGCUAGACCGAAUGUGACUGGGCCAUCUCUAGAUCAUUCACAAAUCAAUCACAAUAACAAUGGUGCAAGAUAUGGUGCUGCAAAUGCCCCUCCUUCAUUGCCUAAAACAGAGCCUAGAGCUACACCUACUUUACCAAAAUCAGGGCCAUCAAGUGGGUCCUAUGGUGAACAUAACAUGGGAUUUUGCAAUCCUCGACCGGAAACUCCAAGACCCCCACAAAAUGCCUAUAUUCAUCCACCACAGCCUAUGCAUAGACAGCCAUCUCCAAUUUACAAUAACAGGGGACCAAUAUCCAGAAAUGAAGCUUUGCCAAGGAUAAUUCCAAUAGCUGCAUUGAACCCAUACCAAAACAUGUGGACAAUUAAGGCUAGAGUUACAUCAAAGGCAAGCCUCAGGCAGUACAACAAUGCCAGAGGUGAUGGCAAAGUGUUUUCUUUUGAUCUUCUUGACUCUGAUGGUGGAGAAAUUCGUGCAACUUGCUUUAAUGCAGUGGCUGAACAGUUCUAUCGUCUAGUUGAAGUUGGUAAAGUAUAUCUGAUUUCCAGGGGGAGUAUAAAGCCGGCUCAAAAAAAUUUUAAUCAUCUUCCUAAUGAUCAAGAACUGACCCUUGAUCUGACAUCCAUCAUACAGCCAUGCCUUGAUGAUGACAAAUCAAUUCCAAUGCGUCUUUUUAAUUUUCGUCCAAUUAGUGAUGUUGAAAGCAUGGAAAUUUCGAGUGUUGUGGAUGUGAUUGGUGUGGUAUUUUCUGUCAGUCCUACAACCUCAAUCAUGAGAAAAAAUGGUACUGAAACUCAGAAGAGAGCCCUCCAGUUGAAGGACAUGUCUGGCUGUAGUGUUGAAUUAACCCUAUGGGGAGAUUUUUGUAGUGCAGAAGGACAACGGUUGCAGAAUACUUGUGACUCAGGUGCAUUUCCAGUUUUGGCUGUGAAAGCUGCCAGGGUAAAUGAAUUCAAUGGGAAGGCCCUUGGGACCAUAGUCAAUAGUCAGCUAUUUAUAGAUCCUGAUUUUCCUGAGGCUUACAGGUUGAAAGAAUGGUUUGACAAGGAAGGGAGGAACGUACCAACUAUUUCUAUUUCCAGAGAAUCAUUCAAUGCUGGUAAGAAUGAUAUGAGGAAGACUAUAUCUCAGAUUAAAGAUGAGAAGUUAGGGACUUCAGAGAAGCCUGAUUGGAUUAGCAUCUGUGCAAGUGUUUCAUUCAUUAAGGCCGACUCAUUCUGCUAUACAGCCUGUCCCAUCAUGAUAGGUGAUAGGAAAUGUAGCAAAAAGGUGUCCAAUAAUGGAGACGGAAAGUGGAGGUGUGAUAGAUGUGACCAGUAUGUUGAUGCAUGUGAAUAUAGGUAUAUACUGCAACUCCAAAUACAGGACCACACUGGGCUAACAUGGGUAACUGCAUUUCAGGAGUGUGGUGAGGAGAUAAUGGGCUUACCUGCCAAAGAUCUUUAUUAUAUGAAAUAUGAAGAUCAGGACGAUGAAAGAUUUGCACAAGUCAUCCGUAAGGUUCUUUUUACUAAAUACAUAUUCAAGUUAAAAGUUAAGGAAGAGACAUUUGGUGAUGAACAACGUGUGAAGUCAACAGUGGUGAAAGCAGAGAAGGUUAACUUUUCAUCUGAAUCAAGAUUUCUUUUGGAUUUGAUUGAUAAGCUUAAAGCUGAAAAGGUAGAAGGUAUCAAUCCUCAUUCUCUAAUCAGUAAUACUGGACAUCAGAGUGUUGGAACUGGCCUGGCAAUGCCACCAGCUUAUAAUCCUAUAAAUAGCAACAGUGGUGCGAGUAGAGAAUAUGGGAUGCCAGCAAAUCAAGUGGGUCAGUAUGAGCACCAAUAUAGGAGUUCUUUUGCUUCAGCUGGGUCUUCUAGUUCAUUUAUGCCUUGCAGCAAUUGUGGAGGCUCUGGCCAUAGCUCUAUGCAUUGCCCGAACAUUGCAAGUUUGCCUCGACAGUCCAUGGGAGGAGGGGCCUUUGCAAAUAGGGUAUCUUCUGGGGCAGGUGUUAGUGUUGCAACUGGUGAAUGCUUUAAAUGUCAUCAAACUGGUCACUGGGCACGAGACUGUCCUGGUCUCAACGUAGCAGCCCCUUCAGCUUAUGGAAGUAGUGUUGUUCAUGGAGGACAUGGGUUUGUUCAAAGGCAACAGCUUGGCGGAUUUUGAAGUUCUAUUGAAAAUGAGAGAUGCUUUAGUAACAUUAUGAUGGAUUUUGGCAUUGAUUCAUUGACUGCUUUUUUAUGGUUGAGUAAUCUGUACAGCUUGGUUUGUGGAAGCCAUUUUUGAUGGCAUCAAGCUUCAAAAGUCAUGGAUUUCACUUUCCUUAUCAUUCUGUUGAACAUUGAGCGGCUUGCUGCUCUGUCUUGGUUCUUCUGUAUAGACACGGUUUAUGAAGCAAUGAUUGGCACCUUUAUAUCGGAUUGGAUUUUGUUAGUACGCAUAAAACUUCAAGCAUGACUCAUGCGCUCUGAGAGAAAUUUCUGUUUCUUAAGCCUCCCUGUGACUUUUGUAAUGUAUCAAGAUGGUUUAUGUUAGUUAACUUAGAAGGCCGUACUGCAGAUUCUCACUGAAAACUCCCUUUGUUUAUGGGAUCAUCAGAAUAACUGUUACUAUGUGAUUGCUUCAA
Molecule: messenger RNA, 3247 nt
Organism: Prosopis cineraria
Lineage: Eukaryota; Viridiplantae; Streptophyta; Magnoliopsida; Fabales; Fabaceae
Product: replication protein A 70 kDa DNA-binding subunit A-like
Exons: 2
Coding region: 196-2787 (863 amino acids)
Biological process (GO): meiotic cell cycle; telomere maintenance via telomerase; nucleotide-excision repair
Cellular component (GO): nucleus; DNA replication factor A complex
Molecular function (GO): damaged DNA binding; single-stranded telomeric DNA binding; zinc ion binding
Source: RefSeq, a predicted model, not a curated record